AUGUCCUCCGAACUCCGCCAACGCCAAAAACCAACCCCAUCCAAACCCUCCAAAACCACCAACAAAUCCUCCUCAUCAUCAUCAUCCUCAUCACCCAAAAAUGGCAUCUCCAUCCUAGACAUCAUCCGUGUGCUGGCCACACUCCUAAUCGCCUCGUGCGGUCUCUCCUACUACAUGACCUCAUCCGAAUCCAUCCUCUGGAACUACCGACCCUGGUUCACCCGUUGGCCAGUCCUAGUCCGCUACAUCCAAGGCCCCCUCCUCCUAACCCCCGCCGAACUCUCCCUCUACAACGGCACGGACCCCACCCUGCCCAUCUACCUCUCCAUCAACGGCACCAUCUACGACGUAUCCGCGAACCCGCUCGUCUACGGCGCCGGCGGCCACUACAACUUCUUCACGGGGCGGGAUGCGACGCGCGCCUUCGUGACGGGAUGCUUCAAGGAAGAUCUCACGCCUGAUAUGCGCGGCGUCGAGGAGAUGUUCAUCCCGAUCGAUGAUCCCGAGGAGGAGAAGCGAUUGACUAAUGGGCAGAGGAAGGUGCGGAGAGAGCAGGAUUUGAGGAUCGCUAAGCAGAGGAUUCAUAAGGCCGUGGCGCAUUGGAUGGGGUUCUUUGCGAAUCAUAAGAAGUAUUAUGAGGUCGGGAAGGUCGUGGGACUCGAGGAGGUGGUGAAGAGGGAAGAGGAGGAGGGCGUUAAGAGGGAGCUUUGUACGGCUGCGAGGCAGCAGAGGAUGACGAGGGAGCAGGUUGAGAAGGCGAAGGGGGGGAAAUAG
This is a messenger RNA of Aspergillus luchuensis, 774 nucleotides long. Its product is annotated as putative heme/steroid binding domain protein. The coding region runs from base 1 to 774 and encodes 257 amino acids. The transcript is spliced from 2 exons. The record is from RefSeq and is a predicted model, not a curated record. Gene Ontology annotation, cellular component: endomembrane system; membrane. NCBI's taxonomy places the organism in Eukaryota, Fungi, Ascomycota, Eurotiomycetes, Eurotiales, Aspergillaceae.